Molecule: messenger RNA, 2288 nt
Organism: Oryza brachyantha (malo sina)
Lineage: Eukaryota; Viridiplantae; Streptophyta; Magnoliopsida; Poales; Poaceae
Product: UBX domain-containing protein 1-like
Exons: 13
Coding region: 943-1989 (348 amino acids)
Molecular function (GO): protein binding
Source: RefSeq, a predicted model, not a curated record
UCAUAAUUUUUUGAAUAAGACAAAUGGUCAAAUAUUACAAACAAAAAAGUCAAAAUCUUACAUUAUGAAACGGAUAGAGUAGUUUUAUUCGGAGACAUACGUAGGUUCUAUAUUCGUAGGUAGUGCUAGUGUUCUUGUUAGCUAUGAGAGAGAGAGAGAGAGAGAGAGAGAGAGAUUGUAUAUCCGUAGGUAGUGGUGCUAAUGUUCUAAGCUGCAGGGGAAGUUAGUUAAGGGAGACUAUAGAUUGUUAGAUAGUGGUGCUAGUGUUCGUAGUAUCUAUUGACCUGUGUUUCAUCGUACCUUGAACAAUACAGUAAAACACUACGUUCUCAAUUUCUUUCUCUGUUUCUAGUCUUUGGGUCUUGGUUUUUAGGCCAGAUUCUACUGUGUAGAUUGCUUUCUUAUGUGUUAUUGGACAAUUUGCUUUGCUUUGGUGUUUCAUCAAACAUGGGACAACAGUUUCAAUGGAAUCGCGGUUCUCAAGGAAAUAAAGCUCACAUAUGUCCAUCUUUUGAAGCACAGGAACCUAACAGCAAGUUAAAAUUUAUUCCCCAGUAGUCCCAUUGCCUUCUAAAUUGUUUGAUUUUUUAUGCGCAUUUCACCUAGAAGAAGUACCCAAUCCAGCUGUUAGCAUUGGUGUUGAUUCAAGAGGAAAUACAGCUGUUAACAUUGGUGUUGAUUCAAGAGCAAAUACUAAGUAGGAAGAAAGGUAUAAGUAACUGCAGGAAGAAAGAUGUCACUAGAGUCUCUGAGGAAACCAAAAAACCAUCUGGGAAGAAAAGAUAAGAAUGAAGUGCAGAAGAAGCAAAGCUUUGAUCCUCAUAUAUUUUUUCUUACCUCCCUCUGCAUUUGGAGUAAUGCAUUGCUUUGUGCACUACUUAUAGAGGAUUCGUACAGCAACCUGGCUUAAAGUUUGAAGGUGAAGAGAAAAUUUGAAAAAGGAUGUCUAUCCCACAAGUGGACAACAGAAUGCUUGGUGAACUUGAAGUUAUGGGAUUCCCUGCCGUCCGUUCAAUUAGGGCACUCCAUUUUUCUGGUAAUUCCAAUAUUGAAUCUGCAAUAAACUGGCUUCUGGAACAUGAAAAUGAUCCAGACAUUGAUCAGCUACCAUUGAUUCCAAGAGAAAUCAACAUUGAAUGUGGUGAUACACCAAAUGAAGCGAGAAAUGACAUUCAAGGAAUGAGGGCUAAUGCCCAGGAGAGGAAACCAGAAGAGUCAACAGCAGCUGGAAGACAGAAGGAGACAUCACAGGUAGAAAGGGAACAUGAUGUAGAUCAAAACGAGGAUGAAGUCAGAAGGAGGAUCAUAGAAUUGUACAAGUCAAAACAGGAUGGUCAAGAAAGAGAAAGAGGUAGAAUCCGGAAUCAAUUAGAAGAGGAUAAGAGGGAGAGGAUUCGAACUGCUAAAGAACUUAUGGAAGCAAAGAGGACUCUUGAAGAAAAUCAAAGAAAACGUUUGAUGGAGAGUCGAAAAGGAGAUCAAGAGGAGGAGAAAAGAGCAAGAGAGAGAAUCCGGCAGCGCAUUGAAGACGAUAAGGCAGAAAGAAGGCGAAGACUUGGUUUGCCACUGGAAAACCCAGCAGCUUCAGUCCCAACCAUAACUCCAACGAAGAUGAAACCUGUUGAACCUGGUGUGUCAUCAGAACAACUGAGAGACUGCCUACGAAAUCUCAAGAAGAAUUACAAGGAUGACACUGCUAAAGUCACAAGAGCAUUCCAAAUACUGCUGAAGAUAAUUGCCAACAUAAUGAAGAACCCAGAAGAGGAGAAGUUCAGGAGGAUUCGGCUAAACAAUCCUGUUUUCAAGGAAAGGGUGGGCAGUCUGCAAGGAGGUGUAGAAUUUCUGGAGUUGUGCGGAUUCAUGAAGCUCACAAUCAGCGGCUACUUGGUGAUGCCGAGGGAUAAGAUCAACAUGGCACUUCUCAAUGCUGCUGGAGUUGAUGUGGCAUCUGCCAUCGAAAACCCCUACUUUGGGCUACUCUCCAAGUGAAUGGGAAGAUCACUUCAGCUACUUCAUCAUGAGGAGGCAGCUGCUGCUCCUCUACAUAGUACAACCCUACUAGUGAUCAGUGAAUGGCCGUCUCUACAAAUGGGUCCAUCACAGCUGCUAGAAUCUGUUUUCUGUCGCUCAAAUCCCUGUACAAAAGCUUUCGGUUAAUUUGAAACGGCAGAUCUAACUAACAUCUGGGAAAACAACUGAUGCUUCCCAAGUUGUAAUACUUGCAGUGUGUAUUUUCGAAAAUCAAAAUACAUGCCACAGCUGCAAUGCUGAAAAAUCUGAUAUGUACA